AUGUUGGCGGACGUGAUGGAGUGUGGUGCGACGUGGGUGCAAUUUCAAGACGCCUGUGCAGAUCUGGCAAGCCACACUGUUGCAGAGCUCUCCCCCGACCAGGCAGCAGAAGCACGCCAGGCGCUUGAAACUCUAGACGUCAGUCUCAGGGAGCUCUUUGCAGACCCCAACUUCAACCUUCUGUCCUCCCCCCUAGCCUGGGUUCGAACAGCGGGCUGGUUCUCAUUCGGGCUGUGCAUAGACGCCGGUACCAAGCUAGAAUCGGGUCUCCCUUGCUUUAUGACCAGACUUUUAGUAGCGGCAAUUGAUGGCAUUGGUGGAGAUCUGGAGUGUCACGAGGCCCUGUAUGUUGUGAGGAAGCUUAUAGCUUCUGGACUCGAUCUCCCGAAGGCCCUGUUGAACGCAGUGGUGGCAUUGGCUUCGGCUUCUGGAACGGGCUGUUUGGAUGUCGCCAGCCCCGAAACAGGGCCUCGAAAAGCUGCGGAGACGGUGGAACACGCGACAGGACAGCGAUUGACACCGGACGCGUUCGACGAUUGGGACGAAAUAGGGCCUUCAAUGAAAGUGUCAAGAGAAUCAAGCUUUGGUGUCAAGCAUGCCUCUCGCAACGGGUCUCCUACUGGGAGCCGAUUGGAAGAGGGGUCUCGGAGCCGGGGGGGUAGCGGACUGAGCGUCGUAAGCUAUGCAAGUGACACGUCAGCAUCUGACACGUCAGCGACUGAGGCGGCGAGAAGUACUUCGGCUAGCCGUGCAGAUACGGACGUGGUUAGGAACGGGUCAACAGACGGGGCUCUGUUAGCCAGCCGAUUAUAUGGUUCUGGCAGCGCAGAGCAGAUUUCUGGGUCAGAAGGGACGGAGUCGUCUCAAAGCAGGCACUGGAGUGCUUGGAGUGACACGAAUGGCAACUGGUCAGAGGAAAAAGACUCUAGGAGCCGGAAUGCGAGUGUCAAAAGCUCAGGGAGGGGUGAUUGGACUGACACUGAAGCCGGGUCUGAGGGCAGAGCAGCGAGGAGCAGUGAAGGCAGUGUCAACCACCAGGGGGGAGAAAGGUCGCCAGCACUCAGUCGGUCGAAGCAGGGGUCCUUCCAAAGUGACCCCCCCGAAACGGAGCUCGGCUCAACCAGAAAGAGUUCAGAGGUUUCGCGGCAGAAAGGAAACGCAAAUCCAAAAGCCGCUGAAAUUGUCCACGUCUGGGGGGUACAAAGCAGGCCUGAGGAGAGACCCCCCGGGCCGAAGUGGGAAGCGACCGGGCUUCUGAUCGCGUUAAUAUCAACCGGGCACGAGGGAGCGCUUCUGGUCGCCCAAAGCCGAGGGCUUUCCGCACUCUUGCGUGGCCUCCAGGAGUGCCCGGGGGAUGGCGAGGCCCUGCGGCUAACGAUCGCGGCCGCGAUCGCACUCCUUUUGAGCGACCCCGCCUGCCGCAAGGCCGCUUCACAGGGCCCUUCGAGCGUUCUGGCGCCGCUGGUGUCGCCCUUCCUGGACGCCGCGAUCGAGACGAAGCGGAUUUCCGGUGAGAAGGGAGCGGAAAGGGAACUAGAGCGGACUCUGAGGGCGAGCGGAGAGGCCUUGCUGGCAGUGGCGAGGAGCUGGAGCGGGCUGUUUCUGCUCGGGGGGAUGAGGGACGGAAGACGGGGAACGGAAGCCGGAAAACGGAACGGCGGAACGGACGGAACGGACGGAACGGAUUCGAACCGGUCGCUGCUCGGAGACUUGGUGGUGGCCCUGCGAGUUACCAAGAGCCAGCUUGUGAAAGCUUCCAUCCUCGCAGUUUUCGCCGGCCUCGUCUUCCAAACCUCCCCCUCCCAAACCCUUCUCUUAAACCCAGCCCAAACUCCUGUCGGUACGUACCUUUCUGUCCUCUUAUGCGCCAUCAACGCCGCGGGUCUUCCGUCCGCGCUCCACGACCUAACCCUGCAAACGGAUUCCGAUCCGGCGGAAAACGGAAGACAGAAAGCAGCGGCAAAUGGACACACGGCACUGCGGUUGUUGUGCCACGUGGAGAGAUUGUCGGCGGCGCUUCUGCCGAGCGUGUUGCGGGAAAGCUCGGAGACUGCGGUGGACUUUGUCGGCGACGUCAUCAGCCAAACAGAAGCCGGUCUGGGUAAAUCAAAAUCUACCCAGAAAAGGAUAGCAGACGAAACCUCGCUCCUCUGGUUGGAAACGUUUUCCAGCUCAAAGGAGAGCAUGACUUCCUCGAGGCCGAUCCUAGGUCAUAGUGACUCCGGUCGCCACAGCGCGGACGGUUACCGAAACCUUCUGCAGAAAACCCGCGGUUUGCGGUCCGCUCACUCUUUGCCCGCCCAAUACCGCCUCCCAACGAAGCCGCUCGACGACGCCUCCGAAACGGCCUCCUUCUCCGGCCUGGACAGCAUCGGCGUCAAAGCCACAAUCUCCACUCUGGACAGCACCCGGUUGACUCCCCCGGCCGGCUUUACGGUCCCAGAAUGGGACGCCGAAGACCGGGAAACGCUGAUGAGAGCCUCGGGAGUGGUCGAAAAACGGUCGAAGGAGUGGCUGAAGUGGGAUUGGGACGUCAUCCGGACCAUAGUCUCUGGUCCGUUGAGAAACGGUCCCGGAAAAUUCUCUCACGGCAGUAAGUUUCUGAAACGGCUGACCGGAUUCUUUGCGAAGCGCCUCCCGGGGCUUUCCCCUGGGGAGGAACCGGGGCGGUGCUUGGAUGUCGGGCGAGAACUAGUAGCGGCACUGUUGGAGACGGACGAGGGCUGCGCGUAUCUGAGCGGGCGGGGGAGCAAGAAGAGCAAGCAGGAGUGCCUGCUCCUCGAAGCGCUCGCGAGUGGACUGCGCGCGGAGCUCGCGCACACCGGCCGCGAUUCGAAGCCGCUCUUCAGCCGCGAAAACCUCCGCAGAACCCUGGCGCCUCAGUUCCUGGCCCUGAUGCUGACGUCACUGACGGGAAACGAGCGGGGCAAUCUCCUGCUAGAGAAGGCGGGCGUUCUGGCCAGUGUGAAGGCGCUCCUUUCUGGGAACGGGAGCUUUUCUUUCCAGAAGCUGCUCCUCCAGCUCAUCAAUUUCGGAACGGACGGCGACCAGAGACAGCUUCUGACCGCCGCCAUGACCAACCCGCAUUCCCCAUCCGCGCGCGCCUUUGCCGUAACGCACGCAGCGCGCCUCCUGCGCGCGCGCUUCGAGGCUGCGCGCCCGUCGCACGCGGCAGCCACGGCCGCGGCCCCGGCCGCGCCUUUCGAGCGCUGGCUGAUGCAGCGGUUGCUGACGCAACUUUCGGACGGCGACGCGAGCGUACGGAAACGGGCGUCGGACGCGUUGGAGAGCGGCUGCGCGGGGCUGCAGGGUUUCACGGAGCUUUUAGUGUCUCUCGUGCCACGUGUCGAGGGGCUGUUGGUCGAGGGGGACGCGCUGGUCCUGGCGGUGCUGGCGUCGGACGCAGGGUUCGAGUUUCUGAAGAGUUGGACGAACAACGACUCCACGGGCGGCGCGGCCGCGUACGCGCGCCUCGCCGAGCGCGCAAUCUUCCAAACCCUGCUGCGCCAAACCCCAAACCCCUCGUCAGCCCAAACCUCCCUUCGCGACCCAGACUUCAACCCAGGGUUUGAGGGAGCCAGUUCGGAGGAACGCUUGCCGCGGCACUUUCUAGGCGCGCUUGCCGCGAGCGCGCAGGGUUUGGAGGUUCUGAAGUCGUGCCACGUGUUGCGAACCGCGGCGGCGAAGUUGCUCGAAUCUGGGGGGGGAGAUCGACGAGGCGCGGCAUGGAGCUUGGGACACGUGGCGGCCCGCGGCGGCGCGGCCGCGGUAUACGUGAUCGAAACGGGGGGUUUAGCAAACCUGGAAAGGGGGGUUAGAGGGGCGGUUGGGAAUCUGGGCCUUAGGGGGACGUUUCUACAGGCGUUGACGCUAGCAGCGGCAAGCCCGGAGGUUAGGACGUGGUUAAAGGCCCGGCAGUGGGUUACACGAGCGGACAAGGAUCGAGGAAAUUGCGGGAUCGAAAAGAACUCUGGACCGUUGUACGGCAGCUUAUUCGACGCUUCGAACGGGAGCGAAGUUGGGACGUCCGAGAGCAUUCCUGACCGGUGGGAUUCGGACAGCUCCGUCGAGAGCUUGGGCGGGUUUCUGAAGGAGCCGAUUCCCAACGCCGAAACGGAGACUGCGUUCUACGACCAGCUCUUUGGGGUUUCGAAAUCAAAAGAGAUCCCCGCCGUUCCGGCGGAAGCUCGUUCCACGGCCUCCGAAAGAAAAUCGUCGGACAGAGCAGAGGACGCAUUGGGGCAGCUGGGAUCAGCCGUGCAAUACGAGGAAGAAGGGGUUGAAGGAAUGGACUUGCCGGCUUGUAUUUGCCUCCCAAAAGCCACCAGCAUCCUCUUUUCUUUGCCCUCGGAUCGCGCGCUAGAUUGCGCAAGCCGGUAUCGCGUGACGCUUCGAGAAGCAACUAUGGAAGGCAGGAGUCGAGCUGCAAAGAUCUUUCCUGAAGAUGGUUUAGAAGGAAGAGAGGGCGACCCGUCAAGCAAAGCGACGGCUGCGAUGGUCGCCCCACCCUUGGAAAUGUCUAGCGGAGAACAGAAUGAGCUUUCUCGAGACGGAGAGUCUGCCGUUCCUAAGAUUGGAGCUUCUGCGGAAAUAGGAGGAUUCUCGAGGGAAUCCUCAGGCACCGCAGGCGUGAACGGAACGGAACAGCGGACGUGCGGAACAGGCGCCGGCGCCGCCCAUGAACCGACCGAGGUCCGGGAAGAAAAGAAAGCAGUGGCACUGCUGAACGGCUUGUGUAAUCCCGUAACGGCGGCUGAGAGCCGCGCCGAUCUGGAGGAGCUGCUGGAAGGGUACCCGCAGCUUCCGGACGGAAUUCCGUUCCGGUCAGCAGCACGGACGCUGCUGGACGAAUACCACUUCCCCCGCUCUGUGAGGCUGGCAAUCCACGAGAUGGGAAGAGGGCGUGCGCACUGGCAAUGA
Klebsormidium nitens is the source of this 4920-nucleotide messenger RNA. The record is from the annotation of a GenBank genome assembly. Lineage: Eukaryota; Viridiplantae; Streptophyta; Klebsormidiophyceae; Klebsormidiales; Klebsormidiaceae.